AUCAUAUCUUGUGUCGGUUUGAUCGUAAACGUAACCGCAAGAACUCCAAUCCAAUCUUUAUCUACCUCAUAUCCAAUCUUUGAUUGCUCUUUUUACAUCCUCUUCUUCAAUAAUCUUGAAUCUUGAAUUCUUUUUCUUGAUAAGGAAAGAAACUAACCUUCAUAUUAUCAAGUGACACUUAUUCAUGGCUAUGUGUGAUGACCAAAAUCAAAAACUUGAUGAAAAAGAGGGAUUCAAGUAUCUAAUGGUGAAGCCAGAGAAAGGAGGUAUAACGGACAUAUGGAGAUACGUGGUCUUUUCUGACAUAAAGAGUGGAGUGAGAUUCUUGGAGAGUUCAGAGGAAGAGGUGAUCAUAAGUGAUGAAGCAACUGAUAACAGGUGGGUCAUAUUAGUAUCUAUAAUUGUUCGUAAAAUCCUUCGCUUGAUUGGCAAGCCAAUGGAGUACACUGGCUAUGUUCUGGAGUUCUUCCUUAAUUUCAUGUCUGAAAAUGGAGACCUCUUGGGAUUACUCUGGAACUUACUCCGUGCAAAAGUGGUGAUUCCUCAGAGAGGCACAGAGACCUUUAUAAGUGCAAUAGGACAUAUGGAUGGGCGAAUAGACCUGUAUAAAGCUGAAAACUUGGUAGAACAAAUAGAAAAUUCUGUUUCUGAAGAUGGAGGCCUCAAAGUAGAAUUGGGAAACAGAGCUCUUAUGGACCUUUGCAUUAUGGCUUCCAAGUUAGCUUAUGAGAAUGCCAAAGUUGUUCAUAAUAUUGUUGUUAAUCACUGGAAGAUGCAUUUUGUGGAUUUCUACAACUGCUGGAACGAUUUCCAAAACGAGAACUGUACCCAAGUUUUCAUAUUUUGUGACAAGCCCGCAGAUGCAAAUUUGAUAUUGAUUAGCUUUAGAGGGACAGAACCUUUUGAUGCUGAUGAUUGGUGUACUGAUUUUGAUUAUUCAUGGUAUGAAAUUCCCAAUUUUGGAAAAGUGCAUAUGGGAUUUUUAGAAGCAUUAGGUUUGGGCAAUAGAGUUAACACAACAACCUUCAAAGACCACCUUACUCAAAACAAAAACAGCAUGAAAUACUCCAAUAUUGCUGACAAUAAUGAUCCCACAAGCUCAUCAGAAUCAGAAUCUUCAGAUGCUGAUUCUGACACAUUAGAUCAGUCAUCAGUAUCUGAGAAGGGGAAUAUUUCACCUGAAAUGGUGAAGAAGGGUGCAUAUUAUGCUGUAAGAAGGAAACUAAGAAGAUUACUUAGAAAGCACAAAAAUGCUAAAUUUGUAGUAACUGGACACAGCUUAGGUGGAGCACUUGCUAUAUUAUUUCCAACAGUGCUAGUGCUACAUGAGGAGAUGGAGAUGAUGCAAAAAUUACUUGGUAUAUACACAUUUGGGCAGCCAAGAAUUGGGAAUAUGCAAUUAGUGAAGUUUAUGGAACAGCGUUUGGACCAUCCUGUUCCUAAAUACUUUAGGGUGGUUUAUUGUAAUGAUCUUGUUCCUAGGUUGCCUUAUGAUGACAAAACCUUCUUGUACAAGCAUUUUGGAGUUUGCCUUUACUGUGACAGCUUCUACAAUGAACAGAAAAUGGAUGAGGAGCCAGACCCAAAUUUCUUCGGGCUGAGAUAUAUAAUUCCAUUGUACUUGAAUGCUAUAUGGGAGUUGAUCAGAAGCUUUAUAAUGGGUUACAUGUAUGGGCCAGAGUACAAGGAAGGGUGGUUCUCUUUGUUAUUUAGGGCAAUGGGACUAGCAUUCCCUGGUAUUGUUGAUCAUUCCCCUGUAAAUUAUGUUAACUCUGUCAGGCUUGGAAGGGAUCGUCUUCUUCAGAUGUCCUCUUUCUAAAUAGCUCUCCGCUCUUCUGUAACUAUCAUUUGGUUCUGGUAUGGUUACUCGUGUAGUCAUUUCAUUUAUACAUUUCAGAUCAAUCAUCAUAAAAAAGCAACGAACUUUAGAAUUUUUUUUUUCUUAGUCAGGUGAAAUCACAAUUUCUGCUUCUGCUGGUGAUGUAAAUUUGUUUUUUGUUUUGAUAUUUUUUUUCUCAUUAUCGUACCAACGAUUGAAUGAUGAAAAUAAAUAGUUGAAAUCU
Messenger RNA from Jatropha curcas, 2063 nucleotides. Its product is annotated as alpha/beta-Hydrolases superfamily protein. Gene Ontology annotation, biological process: lipid metabolic process. Lineage: Eukaryota; Viridiplantae; Streptophyta; Magnoliopsida; Malpighiales; Euphorbiaceae. Gene Ontology annotation, molecular function: triacylglycerol lipase activity. The record is from RefSeq and is a predicted model, not a curated record.